UUCAAGGUUGACAUCGGACACCAUGAGUGCUACCAAGACACAGUAUAGUGAUGCCGCAAGAACAAUGUGGGAAACCACGAACGACGACUACGAGAAGUUUCGGCCGUCCCAUGACAAGGCGGGGGUGAGGGUUCUGCUGGAACACCUGGGCCUUUUAGACGACGUCAAUCAAAGGAACGGGACUCCGCCCACCGAUGACGUCACUCCGAGUCUGGAUAACGUGGCUCCGCGCACAUAUGACUUGUUGGAAGUGGGCGCUGGUACCGGGAAAUGCACACGUGUUAUCAAGGACCUACUGGGAGAGAACGCACGAAUCGUAGCGCUGGAUCCUGUAGCUGGAAUGAUCCAACAGCUGAAGGACAAAGUUCCCGGGGUGGACGUUCUUGUCGGUUUCUGUGAGUCCAUACCGCUUCCCGACAACUCCGUCAAGGCUGUUAUCUCCUCGCAGAGUUUCCAUUUCUACGCGAACGAGGCCGCUCUUCGCGAGAUUCACCGGGUCCUCAUUCCGGGCGGCAAGUUCGGUAUAAAUUUUACGGCGGAUGACGAGGAUUCACCGCUCGUGCACGGCGUUUUAGAUCUGAUAAGGAAGUACAAGUAUCCCGAGUGUCCGGACCACUUUGUGAACCCACUCCUGGACACCAGCUGGAAGGACUGCUUCGAUGCUGCGCCGCUCUUCACCCCACUGCAAGAGCACAUCUUCCCCUGGGAGAACCAACAGACUCUACCUGACGCCGAGUCUGUGGUGAAACUCUUCAUGACAUACAGCCCCAUUGCUCGGGAACCCGAUAUUAGAAAGGAGUGUGCAGAGCGCAUGUUCGAACUGCUCACCACCGACCCAGCCAUUAAGCAGGUGAAUGGCAUUCCGAUGGACAUACCGCGCAUGAGCGCCCUCUACUGGUGUACAAAGAAAUAGCAAUGAAGAUGCAAGAGUCGUAGAA
Messenger RNA from Branchiostoma floridae (Florida lancelet), 938 nucleotides. RefSeq lists its product as uncharacterized. Lineage: Eukaryota; Metazoa; Chordata; Leptocardii; Amphioxiformes; Branchiostomatidae. The transcript is spliced from 6 exons. Gene Ontology annotation, molecular function: S-adenosylmethionine-dependent methyltransferase activity. The coding region runs from base 23 to 913 and encodes 296 amino acids. The record is from RefSeq and is a predicted model, not a curated record.